Messenger RNA from Dendronephthya gigantea, 2432 nucleotides. RefSeq names its product histone acetyltransferase KAT6A-like. Gene Ontology annotation, molecular function: DNA binding; protein binding. Bases 88 to 1533 code for a protein of 481 amino acids. Gene Ontology annotation, biological process: nucleosome assembly. The transcript has 8 exons. The record is from RefSeq and is a predicted model, not a curated record. Lineage: Eukaryota; Metazoa; Cnidaria; Anthozoa; Malacalcyonacea; Nephtheidae. Gene Ontology annotation, cellular component: nucleosome.
AGCACAGCUGGCUUCCUCGUUUUUAAAAAACAACCAGCAAUGUUUGCCUAAAAAAAGUGUGGAAAAACAUAAUUUUAUGUGAGAAUAAUGGCCAAUAAUCGCACAAAAUAUGCCAGUUGGAUACACGAGUGCAUAAACUUAGUUAGAAUUCGAAGAUCGGCGUUCUCAGACCUAGAUCGCAUAUGUAGGAUAAUGCUCAAGUGUCAUGGGGUCAGUCACGCUGAUACUGUGAGUGAUUUAGAACUAAUGGUUCAAGAAGGGGUAGUAAGUCGUAGAGCUUUCAAAGGAGUGAUAUCUUAUCGUAAUGUGAGUGGACGAGGUAUUAGCCAUGUACCAGGACGAUCAUCUAGAGUGGCAAGAUGGAUUCAUGAAGCUUUAAAAGAGUUGGAUUCAGGACAGGGAGUAUGUAUGCUGGAUAUUGAGAAGUGGGUCAUGACAAGUCACCCGUAUUAUCACAAUUUAAAGGGGAAGAUUAAAGGGGCCCUUAAAGAAGACCUGGAAUUAGGCAAGAUUUGGCAGAUUACUGAAGGAAAAUAUCGGCUUUUGGAGACUGCUGAGAGUCCUGAGAGAAAAAUUCCUGAUAGAAGCUUGGUCUGUGACUUUUGUCUACAAACUGCUGAUAGCAACAGGAAGGGUGAACCUGAGGAUUUGUUGAUAUGCAGGGAUUGUGGAAACAGAGCACACCCAUCCUGCAUGGAUUAUUCCAUAGAGUUGACAGCUAGGAUAAGAGCUGAUGGUGGAUCUUGGCAAUGUAUUGAUUGUAAAGCAUGUGUCAUGUGUCAAGACUCAGGAGACCCUAGCAGUCUUCUAUUUUGUGAUGCAUGUGACAAAGGCUAUCAUAUGCAAUGUCAUACUCCAAAGUUACAAUCAAUGCCAACAGGAAAAUGGGCUUGUUUCAAUUGUGUAAGUACACUAUCCCCAGAGGAAGUAAUGGCAAGUAUUCAAGCACCAUCAACUUUCAUUCCUUCAAAAAUAACCUCUGCCUGUAAUGAUGAAGAGCCAAUGGAUAUGGUAGCUUUGAGCAGUGAUGAAAUUUUACCAGAGCCACCCACAGAGAUUGUUGGCACAGAACCAGAGCCUGUUGAAAUUCCACUUUCCACUUUUCCGCUCUCGUGUGAAAUUCUUGAUCCUAUGACGAUCAUCGAGGAUGUUCAACUUCAAAUACCUGCAAACACAUCCACAAAUAACUCACCUGUGAAAAGUGAUGUUGAGCAAUCAAAUAUUGUUUCUAGUACUGCUUCAGGAGAAGAUGCCAAGACCGAUGUUCCUACACCCGCACCAGAGCCAGUUUAUAACAGACCGAAGAGUGCAUUUAACUGGAACAAGACCGAUGUUUUUGAAUAUAUUAAAUCACUCGGUUUUCCUAAAGAAGCAGCUGUAUUUGAAGAACAGGAAAUUGAUGGUCCUUCUUUGAUGCUUAUGUCACGAACAGACCUUGUAACCUCCUUGCAAUUCAAACUAGGUCCAGCGCUGAAAAUAUAUGCUAACAUUGCCAAGUUACAGAUUCAAACCAUACCCUCUGGCUCCGCGUAAAACAGCUCCGGUAUAUAUUUUGAACUCUUCUAUAUCAUAGAAUACAGUUGCACACAAAUGGUGCAUACAUUUGUACAUCCCAUAGUAAUAGAUCGAACGACAUACUGUAUGUCAGAUAUUGAUAAAUUUUGACCAGGCCGUGUAAAUUACAUAUUUAAGUAUUCGACAUUUUUCUGAUCGGGAAAAUUCAUUAUACAGUUUUGCUGUCGGAAUACAUGCAUUUACGGGUAUUUUCGGGAAGGAUUUUAUUAGUACCAUAUAGAUGUAUCUAAAAUAAUGUUUAAUUACGCUCUGUUGCAGUUCACCAGCUCAUCUCUAGUGACUGCACAUGAGUCAAAAGGUGCGAUGUAUAGACUUUACCCAAAUCAUUUUAAGGUGUUUUAGCAGUUUGAAUGAAAGCUGCGUUAUAAAUGCUGGGUCAGAGUCGACUCGCGCUUUUCCCUCAUCCUAAACACUAACCUGUCCAAUUGUAGAUCAAUCUCCAAAUACCUUUAUAGAUGAUAUGUCUGAGCUUUAUUUGCCAUUCGGUACAGCUUGAAAAGCACAUUCCUUGUCAGACUGUUUCAUAGCCGUAUGUCGUAUAGGCCAUCUGAACUAUACUAUAUAGCUACUAUAUAGUCUAUAGGAGAAUGUUUGCUGUACGUAUUAAAUUGUUUUGUGGUACAGUAUAAUUGUAAUGCAUUACAAAUUUAUUGCAAGAUGUACAUGCAUGCGUGAUAAUGUAGACUUGUAGUAUAUACAGCCUUAUAGGUCGUCCAUUUUAGUCUGAUUUUGUUUACUGCAUGCAUAGUCGUAUAUCUUUAAUCUUUGGCAGUUUUGCAUGAUUGUAUAUAUAUAUGCAUGUGCAAAAAAACAUUUGUAUCUUUCUUAGAAGAAAUAUAAUCAUCUCUGAUCUCUCA